Jaculus jaculus (lesser Egyptian jerboa) is the source of this 3822-nucleotide messenger RNA. It is a transcript of the gene Slc7a14, whose product is annotated as solute carrier family 7 member 14. Gene Ontology annotation, biological process: amino acid transport; transmembrane transport. The coding region runs from base 340 to 2655 and encodes 771 amino acids. The transcript has 8 exons. The record is from RefSeq and is a predicted model, not a curated record. NCBI's taxonomy places the organism in Eukaryota, Metazoa, Chordata, Mammalia, Rodentia, Dipodidae. Gene Ontology annotation, molecular function: amino acid transmembrane transporter activity. Gene Ontology annotation, cellular component: plasma membrane.
GGACUGGCAGGAGGGGUGCGGAGGGGAUUCGAUCUGAAUAAUUGAGGAGCUAUCCAGCAGCCCGGCUGUCUCUCUCCUGCCUUCCUGGACCGCCUCGGGCACCCCCCCCCCCAUCCCCGCGGGGAGACGGCCACGCGCUGGCUGCGAGGAACUCCAGGCACCAGCCCGGCCAUCAUCGUCUCAGCCCCUCUGAUAUCCAUGCCCAAGGCAAGGCUGCUUUGGGUCCAUUUGGACCUUUCCUGAAAAGACAAGCUCUACUCAGUGAGUUCCAAGACCAUCCACUAAAUCUGCUAGAGCCCUCUUCCAUCAGCAGAUCUUCUGUGAAAGUCCAUUGCUAAAAUGAGUGGCUUCCUGGCCUCACUGGACCCCCGGAGGGUGCAAUGGGGGGCUGCCUGGUAUGCCAUGCACUCCCGGAUCCUGCGCACUAAACCAGUGGAAUCCAUGCUAGAGGGAACUGGGGCUACCUCAGCGCAUGGUACCAAACUGGCCCAGGUACUCACCACUGUGGACCUCAUCUCUCUUGGAGUUGGCAGCUGUGUGGGCACUGGCAUGUAUGUGGUGUCUGGCCUGGUGGCCAAAGAAAUGGCAGGACCUGGUGUCAUUGUGUCCUUCAUCAUUGCUGCUGUUGCAUCUAUAUUAUCAGGUGUGUGCUAUGCAGAGUUUGGAGUUCGAGUCCCCAAGACCACAGGAUCUGCCUACACCUACAGCUAUGUUACUGUAGGGGAAUUUGUGGCAUUUUUCAUUGGUUGGAACCUGAUACUGGAGUAUCUGAUUGGCACUGCAGCGGGCGCCAGUGCUCUGAGCAGCAUGUUUGACUCCCUGGCAAACCACACCAUCAGCCACUGGAUGGUGGACACCGUGGGAACUCUCAACGGCCUAGGGAAAGGCGAAGAAUCUUACCCGGACCUUCUGGCUUUGGUGAUUGCCAUCAUCGUGACCAUCAUCGUGGCUCUGGGAGUGAAGAAUUCCGUGGGCUUCAACAAUGUCCUCAAUGUGCUGAACCUGGCUGUGUGGGUGUUCAUCAUGAUCGCAGGCCUCUUCUUCAUCAACGGGAAAUACUGGGCUGAGGGCCAGUUCUUGCCUCAUGGCUGGUCAGGGGUGCUACAAGGAGCAGCCACAUGUUUCUAUGCUUUCAUCGGCUUUGACAUCAUCGCCACCACUGGAGAGGAAGCCAAGAACCCAAACACGUCCAUCCCUUAUGCUAUCACGGCCUCUCUGCUCAUCUGCCUGACAGCAUAUGUGUCUGUGAGCAUGAUCUUAACUCUGAUGGUUCCAUAUUACGCCAUCGACACGGAGUCCCCACUCAUGGAGAUGUUUGUGGCCCAUGGCUUCUAUGCUGCAAAAUUUGUCGUGGCCAUUGGGUCGGUUGCAGGACUCACAGUCAGCUUGCUGGGCUCCCUCUUCCCAAUGCCCAGGGUCAUUUAUGCCAUGGCUGGCGAUGGGCUCCUUUUCAGGUUCCUGGCUCAUGUGAGUUCCUACACAGAGACACCCGUGGUGGCAUGCAUCGUGUCAGGGUUCCUGGCAGCUCUCCUCUCAUUGCUGGUCAGCCUGAGGGACCUGAUAGAGAUGAUGUCCAUUGGGACAUUGCUCGCCUACACCUUGGUCUCUGUCUGUGUCUUACUCCUCCGAUACCAACCCGAGAGUGACAUUGAUGGGUUUGUCAAAUUCUUGUCUGAGGAGCACACCAAAAAGAAGGAAGGCAUUCUGGCUGACUGUGAAAAGGAAGCUUGUUCUCCCAUGAGUGAAGGGGAAGAGUUUUCCGGCCCUGCCACCAACACAUGUGGGGCCAAGAACCUGCCGUCCCUGGGAGACAAUGAGAUGCUCAUUGGGAAAUCAGACAAGUCCACCUAUAACGUCAACCACCCCAACUACGGCACCGUGGACAUGACCACAGGCAUAGAAGCCGAUGAGUCAGAAAACAUCUAUCUCAUCAAGCUGAAGAAGCUGAUUGGACCCCGUUACUACACCUUGAGAAUCCGGCUAGGCCUUCCAGGCAAAAUGGACCGACCCACAGUGGCGACAGGGCACACGGUGACCAUCUGCGUGCUCCUGCUCUUCAUCCUCAUGUUCAUCUUCUGCUCCUUCAUCAUCUUUGGCUCCGACUACAUCUCGGGGCAGAGCUGGUGGGCCGUCCUUCUGGUCGUUCUGAUGGUGCUGCUGAUUAGCGCCCUGGUGUUUGUGAUCCUGCAGCAGCCAGAGAACCCCAAGAAGUUGCCCUACAUGGCCCCCUGCCUCCCCUUUGUGCCUGCCUUUGCCAUGCUGGUGAACAUCUAUCUCAUGCUAAAGCUCUCCACCAUCACAUGGAUCCGGUUUGCGGUCUGGUGCUUUGUGGGUAUGCUCAUUUACUUUGGGUACGGCAUCUGGAACAGCACCCUGGAAAUCAGUGCCCGAGAAGAAGCCCUCCACCAAAGCACCUACCAGCGCUACGACGUGGAUGACCCCUUCUCGGUGGAGGAGGGCUUCUCCUACGCCACCGAGGGAGAGAGCCAGGAGGACUGGGGCGGGCCGGCCGAGGACAAAGGCUUCUAUUACCAACAGAUGUCAGAUGCGAAGGCAAACAGCCGGACGAGUAGCAAAGCGAAGAGCAAAAGCAAACACAAACAGAACUCAGAGGCCUUGAUCGCAAACGACGAGUUAGAUUACUCUCCAGAGUAAGAGCAAACACACAAGAGGGUGGAAAUGAUGGUUGAUUUUCAGUCACUUAACCGGUGGGCUAGAAGGCGAAAACUUUGGUUUUUGACUCUCAUUUCACAGAUCCAGCCUUCCCCAAAGUCAGCCCGCAGCCACAGCCUGUCAUUUGCUACUCUUGCUGUUCAGAAUGGUUUUAACCAGGGCUCCUAACUGCUCCCUUUGUUUUAAAAAAAAAAAAAAAAUGAGGAGGCUACACAAAAUUCUAUCUUAGUGAACCCUCAGAGCUAAUGGAGAAAGUGUAUUCUAUUUUCUAGUCUUUUAUCCAACUUGCUUUGCCAGUUGAAUCAUUCCGCUUCUUAGUGAGACCCCCAAGAAGCACAGGAUGGACCCGCCGAGAGCACAGUCCUUCCCAGGAUGUCCCGAGGCAGGGGGCGAUGUUUGCAAAGCUCAGUUCUCAGGAGAGGUCUUGCCUGCUGCCUCAGGUCAGGGAGCAAGUGAGUGUCAUUCCCUCCUCAAUCAGAAACAUCCUGUCCUGAAAUCUUACCCAUGCAAUCCCCUCCCCCUCUAAAAAAAAAAAAAAAAAAAAAAAAAGAAAGAAAUCAUGGAGGAGACACAGACUUCUUUUUACUAACCACAAUUCUCACAAUAUCCAACCUACAACCUUAGGAUCCAGCAAAAACCAGAGGACUCUGAGACCAUUUCCCCUGCAAAACAAUCAUUCAGACCCAAAAGUCUAAUAAGAUGGGCCAUCAAAGUUUUACUUUAAAAUGCCCGGGCGGGGAGGGGGGGGGACUUAAAUAACCAACUCUUAGAGUGGAAGCCAGAAAGGCAUUGGCAGAAAUGAACCCUCUGCCACACCUUCCCUUAGUCCAGAUCUAAGCUACUGCCCAUGCGAUGAAAGCAGGUACAGGUGAAACAUGAUUCCAUGCCACUGCUGUGUCCUGAAGAAGUAAGCUGUUUGUUUUAUACCCAGAUAAAAAUCUUUGCUAGGAGAAGUGACCCAACCAUUGAGAUCACGUUGCAAAUUCUACUUCAUAUUUCUAAAAUUAUAAAUCCUGAAGCUUUUUGAGAUUCCCCAACACUUGAAUGGACAAGAUCUCUCUUAAAACAAACCAAAAAAAAAAAAAAAAGUUGAAGUCCAGCUGCUGAGGUCAUUGCAUUCCAUGAGGUCACUUUCCCCUUCUGAACCUU